Molecule: messenger RNA, 1097 nt
Organism: Pieris rapae (cabbage white)
Lineage: Eukaryota; Metazoa; Arthropoda; Insecta; Lepidoptera; Pieridae
Product: cuticle protein 16.5-like
Exons: 2
Coding region: 27-1007 (326 amino acids)
Source: RefSeq, a predicted model, not a curated record
CUUCGACAACAACGGAUCUGCGAAACAUGUACUCCAAGGUGGUAGUCUUCCUAUGCGCUGCGGGCAUUGCAACCGCUGGCAACUUGCUCCACGCCCCUCUCGCUUACACCGCUCCAGUCUCCUCUGUAUCCUACUCUUCCCAGACAACAGGCCAUGGUGCGCCAGCAUUAGCCUAUUCUGGCCCAGUUCUGGCUAAGACAUAUAAUGCACCAGCCUACACUACCUACCAAGCACCUGCAUACGCCACGUACAGUGCUGCCCCAGCCUACUCAACCUACCACGCUACUCCCGUAGCAACUGUCGGCAAGGUUCUCUCCCCGGCUGUGUCCUACUCUUCAGUAUCUCAGUCUAAGACCGUAUCCGCUCCAGCUUUGUCAACCUACGCCGCUGCCGCUCCUGCCGUUUACGCCGCUUCUCCUGCCUACUCAACCUACCACGCAACUCCCGUAGCAACUGUUGCUAAGACCCUGUCUCCAGCCGUAUCUUACUCAUCCGUGUCCCACUCUAAGACUGUGUCUACCCCAGCAGUCGCAACCUACGCCGCUGCCGCUCCUGCCUACUCCACUUACCACGCCACUCCGGUAGCAACUGUUGCUAAGACUCUGUCUCCAGCUGUAUCGUACUCUUCUGUAUCUCAUUCUAACAUAGUUUCUGCCCCCGCUGUUGCAACUUACGCAGCUGCCGCUCCUGCUGUAUACGCCGCCGCUCCUGCCUACUCUUCUUACCACGCUACACCUGUAGCAACUGUAACGAAGACCUUAUCACCAGCUGUGUCGUAUUCCUCUGUAUCUGCUCCCGCUGUAGCAACUUACGCUGCCGCCGCCCCAGCAGUCUACUCGUCUCCAGCCGUAACUACUUACCAUGCUGCCCCCGUAGUGACCAAGACAAUCGCCGCUCCCGUUGCUUACCAUGCUGCUCCCAUUGUUAAAUCAGCCAUCACAUACUCAGCUGCUCCAGCUGUGUCCCACGUUUCGUAUGCUGGCUUAGGAGCACAAUAUGGCUGGUAGAAAUCACUUGUCAAUCAGUGUUAUUAAGUGUUUGUUGUAAAAUAUUUAAAUUGUACAAAGUAGAAUUUAUUAAAUAUAUGAGAAUAUAUG